Messenger RNA from Psilocybe cubensis, 1533 nucleotides. RefSeq lists its product as uncharacterized. The transcript is spliced from 3 exons. The record is from RefSeq and is a predicted model, not a curated record. The coding region runs from base 1 to 1533 and encodes 510 amino acids. NCBI's taxonomy places the organism in Eukaryota, Fungi, Basidiomycota, Agaricomycetes, Agaricales, Agrocybaceae.
AUGCGUUCUAAGUCGCGAUGGGCGAGACGAUCAGCUUGUCCCCCAACUCAGGGGCCCUCAGUUUCGAACUAUACACCGAAAUCACCUCCUCGAAUUUUCUUACCCCUGUCAAAACUUGAGGCUUGUUGUCUUUGUCGUAAAACAUGGAGGGAAACGGAAUUGAGAUGGUGUCAGUUGUGCGCCGAGGUAGUAUAUUGCUCGAGCGAAUGCCAACAGCGAGACUGGCCGAUACAUAAACGCCAAUACUGCGGUAAAUCCAAAACUGAUCGUGUUGACAUAGAGUCGUACUGGCCAUUCCUCGCCGUCCUUGUCGCGCAAUUCAAAGAGGAUACCAAUUUUAACUCACACCCCGCCCUAACGCACCCAAUUAUCAAUUCACCAAAUCCGUUUCAUCCAUAUCACCCCAUCCUUAAUCCCAGUGGGACUGUCUCCACAGAAAAUAUCCCGUCUGCAUCUUCUGGGGUACCUACUGACCCUUCCAGUACCAAUCCUUCCGGAAAAUAUCCCAUUUCCUUCACAGAUGGCAUUCGUGCAAAGCCAAUUGUACUCGGCGAAAAGCUUACGAGCUUCAUACAAACCGAUACUUGGUGGCCAACUGCGAUCACCACUGCUGUGCGUAACAAGCUCCAACGCCGCAUUGCAAACGAGGGACUUCUCCUGGUUACAUAUCUUUCAGUAUGCCUCUCGCUGCUCUCUUCAAUGUAUACAACGACUGCAAUACCAGACGACGAAGAUGAAGACGAAACCCUUCAGCAAACAGGCCGGCGGAGGAUCAGACUGACGUACGGAAACUCGCCCAUCUCUGACUUUGGGAUAGUGAAUGGGUCAGUGCAUGUUGAGGAUACCGACAGGCUCGGGUAUAUUUUCUCCAAAGACAGCCCUGAUGGCAAAGAAAAAAAAGGAGAGUACAGGUUGGGGCAGGACCCCGAUGAUCAUUAUCGCUUCUACUUUCAAACACUCUCUGGGAGCGAGUGGUAUCUUGAUCUUGGGAAGUACGCGUUGAACUCGUGUGUGCUGGUCCAGGCCCAAGAAUACUGCACUGGAAAUUGGGGUAGAUUUAAAAGGUACGAUGGCGACGUGUCAGGCAUGUUCUAUGGCAAGGAGUAUGAGAAAGAGGGUGGGCUUGAUAAUUUCAAGCUACGACGGCGAUUCUCCAUCCUUCGGAACCCAAGGGCUCAUGAUAUUGUCCAGUGGAACGAUCAAGAUGCCGACAUAGCAAAUAUCAUGACUCUCAUUCAGGAGAUCAAGGGUGGCGAGGAAUGCACAUCCUGGGAGAGGGAGACGAUGCUCGAUUUCCUCCCGGAUGCAGUGGAACUCGUCCAUCUCAACGUCGCACACAGGGACUACUUGAACUUUCCAAAGAAACCUAAGAUUGCUGUUGACCUAGAUCCAGAUGAGCAAAGUCUUGUGGAGUAUACUGGCAAGGCGAAGGAGAAUGUUUUCAAGAUGACGGGUCAAUGGCAAAAAAGACACAGAAAGGGUAAGAGUCCAAAAAAUCCACUUGAAGCAGCCUUUAGAAAUUCUUUCAAAUAA